AUGGCCCCAAGAAGCUCUAUCAUUUCUUGGGGAGCCUAUAGUUUAGUCCUCUUUGGGUUUCUUUUGCUCGUUUCCCAAACAAAUGCUAGAAAUGUUGUUUCGACUCAUAAACCCGAAGAAUCUUAUGAUGAUAUAAGGUUUGACUUGGGAUUUCUACGAAAAACCGUGCAUGUUCCUUCAUCUGAAUCGAGCCAAAACAAGAAACUAUCUAUGGUAGACUUUAGAAUAGUUCCAAAAGCUCCUCACAUUUCUGCUCCUGGUCUGAAUCAGAUGACCAUAACCUAUCCACCUCCUCUACCUCUAUUGCACGAUAGGAUGUUAUCGAAAACCAAGCACAUUCCUCCAUUUGGACCAAGUCACGGGACUUCAAACUCAUACCAUCCCAUCAACUAUGGAAUGUUACCGAAAAACAUGCACAUUCCUCCAUCCGGACCAAGUCACGGGGCACCAAACCCAGACCAUCCCAUCAACUAUGGUAUGUUACCGAAAAACGUCCCCAUUCCUCCAUCUGGACCAAAUCACGGGGCACCAGACCAUCCCAUCAACUAUGGAAUGCUACCGAAAAACAUUCCCAUUCCUCCAUCCGGACCAAGUCACGGGGCACCAGACCAUCCCAUCAACUAUGUAAUGUUACCGAAAAACAUCCCCAUUCCUCCAUCCGGACCAAGUCACGGGGCACCAGACCAUCCCAUCAACUAUGUAAUGUUACCGAAAAACAUCCCCAUUCCUCCAUCCGGACCAAGUCACGGGGCACCAGACCAUCCCAUCAACUAUGGAAUGUUACCGAAAAACAUCCCCAUUCCUCCAUCCGGACCAAGUCACGGGGCACCAGACCAUCCCAUCAACUAUGGAAUGUUACCGAAAAACAUCCCCAUUCCUCCAUCCGGACCAAGUCACGGGGCACCAGACCAUCCCAUCAACUAUGGAAUGUUACCGAAAAACAUCCCCAUUCCUCCAUCCGGACCAAGUCACGGGGCACCAGACCAUCCCAUCAACUAUGGAAUGUUACCGAAAAACAUCCCCAUUCCUCCAUCCGGACCAAGUCACGGGGCACCAGACCAUCCCAUCAACUAUGGAAUGUUACCGAAAAACAUCCCCAUUCCUCCAUCCGGACCAAGUCACGGGGCACCAGACCAUCCCAUCAACUAUGGAAUGCUACCGAAAAACAUCCCCAUUCCUCCAUCCGGACCAAGUCACGGGUCAUCAAAUCCAUAG
Molecule: messenger RNA, 1215 nt
Organism: Cucurbita pepo subsp. pepo (vegetable marrow)
Lineage: Eukaryota; Viridiplantae; Streptophyta; Magnoliopsida; Cucurbitales; Cucurbitaceae
Source: RefSeq, a predicted model, not a curated record